AAAACUCGGCUGUGUCUGCUUGAGCUGCUGUUAGAGGAACUCUGAAGAUGGAUAAAGAACUUUUUAGAAAACUUGCGUCUAAAAUGGGGAUCAGCUCGGUUAGAGUGUUGAGCCAGGCAGAGGAGUACAUGCGGUUGUCUCAGGUCAGGUGCACCAGUCUCGGUGGUGCCACAGCUACCAGUAAAGCUAUUAUUUGCCUGGAACUGGCAGCAACAGCUAUGAAGUUCCCCCUGGACAAGGAGUUUGCCAUCAAACUCUCAGGGCUGAAUAAGAAAAUCUACCAGAGCAGCCUGAAGUCGAUGGAGUGCAUGCUGGGUCUGCAGUCCAGCGUUGGGCUCAGAGAGCUGGCUGUGCAGUACGGCUGUAUGGAGGCAGUGAAGGUGGCGUCUCAGAUUCUCCAGAGAUACGGGGCCAGUCUACCUGCAGCUCAGCAGCAAGACCUGGAUCUGUCAAAGCCCCUCUUCACCACAGCUGCUCUCUUCACCGCCUGCAAGUGCAUGAAAAUCAGAGCAGACAAGAAGCUGGCGUCGUCUUCCGGAGCCAAGAAGGGCAUCUUUGACAGGCUGUGCUCUCAGCUUCAGAAGUUUGGACAGGAGAUUUGCAGUUCAGCUCCUUCUAUGAAGGGACCACCCAAAACAACCCAGAAACGACAGAAGACCCUCACAGAGACGCUACAAGAGACGGAGGAGGAUGAUGGGUUGCCAACAUCUCCUAAGCAACAGUGCGAGCAGCAGCUGAGGGACGACGAGGCCGAGGAGGACCCGAGACAGAAUUAUGAGGAGUGGAAGAGAAAGAUCCUGGAGAACGCGAUGCGAGCGACGCCCGGAGAUUCGUAGGAGCGGAGAACGAACGUCGACGGCGAUGGAUUUUAUUUAUUUUAUUUUUUGGUGAUGCUUUACUGAAGGGUGGCGCUUUUAUGAGUUCUUUAUACUUAGAUGCUACAAAUGGUAUAUAAAUAUUUGGCAACCAAAAUUUAUUCAGCUGAAAAUGGCCCAAAAAAAUCUCUUCAAACAAAUAAGUGAAAAGACCCAAUAAUUUAUACAGAACAGGGCUGUGCUGAGAUGAUUAUGUUCAGCGAAGCAAUAAAAAAAUACAUAAAAUACAUUAGGCUACUUAAUUUAUAAAAUUCUCAACAAAGUGACAAAAAAAACACAUCGUCAAAAAGGCAUCGUUUUGGCCCGUAAUCAUCCUUUCAUUGUGUUUCAAAUAAAAAAUAAAAAAGCUUUUUUUUUUUUUUUUUUUUUUUUUUUUACAGUAAGUAUCUUACUGCUACUGCAUCUCAAAAAAUUUGAAUAUCAUUGAAAAGUUACUUUAUUUCAGUAACUCAGUUCAAAAUGUAAAACUCAUAUCAUAUAGAUGGAUUACACACAGUGAUCUAUUUUAAUCGUAUUUUUUUUUUUAUUGUUGAUAAUUUUGUGGCUUACAGCCAAUAAAAACCCAAAAAUCAGUUUCUUAGAAAAUU
Messenger RNA from Astyanax mexicanus (Mexican tetra), 1462 nucleotides. RefSeq names its product origin recognition complex, subunit 6 (gene orc6). Gene Ontology annotation, molecular function: DNA binding. The transcript is spliced from 7 exons. The record is from RefSeq and is a predicted model, not a curated record. NCBI's taxonomy places the organism in Eukaryota, Metazoa, Chordata, Actinopteri, Characiformes, Acestrorhamphidae. Gene Ontology annotation, cellular component: nuclear origin of replication recognition complex. Gene Ontology annotation, biological process: DNA replication; DNA replication initiation. Bases 48 to 836 code for a protein of 262 amino acids.